This is a messenger RNA of Condylura cristata (star-nosed mole), 6614 nucleotides long. It is a transcript of the gene STX16, whose product is annotated as syntaxin 16. Gene Ontology annotation, cellular component: SNARE complex; membrane; endomembrane system. NCBI's taxonomy places the organism in Eukaryota, Metazoa, Chordata, Mammalia, Eulipotyphla, Talpidae. The coding region runs from base 3542 to 4345 and encodes 267 amino acids. The transcript has 8 exons. Gene Ontology annotation, biological process: intracellular protein transport; vesicle-mediated transport; vesicle fusion. The record is from RefSeq and is a predicted model, not a curated record. Gene Ontology annotation, molecular function: SNAP receptor activity; SNARE binding.
CUGAAAAUCCACAGAAAAGUGGUGUGUGCAUUUCACCACCUCAAAUCAGCACGCCCGAAGCCCUCGUUCGGAACGUCUCGGGCUGCGCUUUGAGUGCCCUGGUUUAGGGCUGGGAGGAGCGGCCGAACCCCCCAGGGGCCCGCCCUGCUGCUGUCCUCCCCAUUCAGCCCCUGGCCACGAGCCCUCUUGUGCCCCCACAGCCCCGAGCCCCCCUGGUCUCUGCGGAGCCUUCCUGAGGGAUGAGCCUGCAGCCGCUCGUUCUGCCGCUUCCAGGCUCUGCUUUUCCCGGCUCGGCUCGGGCAGAGCGGCGGAGUUUCUUGCCUCGCGUGGAAGUCUAGUUUUCCUCUGUCCUUUGGAAGAAAUUCUGCCUUACUGCAGUUGUGGUUGCGCUGGUGUUAGUGAAACAGAGCGUGGGUUUGAUUGUUAGACGACCAGUGAGCAAAGCGCGGUCAUGGCCAUUUCUCCUUCCUUUUGUUUUUGGCCUGAGUUUGGGUGUCCCUGCCUCAGGGCAGCGUAAAGAGCUUUGGGCUGUGAGAUCUGGGCGUGGCGCAGCCUCGCUGGCACACCUGGCCUGCCUCUCUGGACCAGUUUUCGUCUGUAAGCCCUGGAGACUGCUGCCCCGUGCGUGGGCAGGAGAGUGAGGUGACUUGGCUGGCCCCCGCGGUCACUCGCCAGUGCUUUCUGGAGUUCUGCGUGUGUCCCUGACCUGGUGCCGCAGCAGGACCAUGCCUGUCGGCCAGCAGGGCGGGCGGCGCUGGGCCAGUGCCGUCCCGAAGGGGCUCUGGGCUGGGCAGCCGCGUGCAGCUGUGAGAACAGCCCCUGUGCAGGCAUUCCCAGGCGGCGCGGCCGCAAGCUGCAGUGAAUUCGCAGUGUGCAGCAGUCAUCCCAGGGGCCCGUGAGUCCGGCGGUGAGUGAGGAAGUGGGGUGACGCUGUUCUGAUCUGCCCAGCUGCCCGUGUGACGCCGUGGUGUCCUCUUACGGUGUACCCAGCAGUCGGAGCUGGUCUGUUGGUGUCUAGUGCCUCGUUCUCUGCUGGUCUGAGUGCAAGCCAGGGUUAAUUGCUCUCGAUCCCUUGGAAACUAGCACAUUAUUUUUAAUAAAACGUGGUGGGCUUGAAGGAAAACACACACACCCCAGCAGUAGGGCUCAGCUGUGGCAGAGACCCCAGCCCCGGGUCACCCUGCCUGGACGGCUGCCGCCUCCUUGGGGGGCGGGGAGCGCUGUGUCUGGCCCCAGCCCUGUGUGCCCUCGUGGCCUGGAGAUACCGGUCGGGAGAGUGAGCUUUGCUUUGCCGCUGCCGCCCAGUGAGCCGGGACGCUGGGGCUGGACCCAAGCCCGCCUGCUGCCGGGCGGCCCCAGGGGGGCGGAGGACACUCCCUGCACCUCCCGUGUGGCCUCGGCCGGCUGCCUCUGCUGGGAACUAGUUCCCUGUCUGCAGAAUCCAAGUAUGAAAUCAUUGUAUGUUUCUCUUUAGAUCUAUUUGCUUUUCUGCUUCUAAAGAUUCCAUUUGAGCAGUGAGGCUUACUUGAGAAUAAGGGCACUUUGUUGGAUAAAAGUGAAGCAAACUUUUCUUCUGGCAGUAACGGAAAUAAAGUAAAUAUCACUAUAGCAUAGACCUGUGUUUCCAACUCAUUUUGCUCGACUUUUCCAGACUUCCUGAGUAAACACAGAUGGGUUUCCACUUAUUUUUCAGUUUUAUGUAGAAAGUUCUUUAGACUAUAAAUUCCACAUGCUACUUGAAGCUUUUAAUAUUUGCUUGAUUGUAUGCCAUUGGCAGGUCAAACCCGAGAUUUAGACAUUAUAAAGAUUUAGAAGGUGAUGAUGUGCAGUAACGUGUUUUCAUUUGGCUGUAUUUGGGUUUUUCCUGGUGGUGAUUCUAAAGGUUUUAAUUCACGUCUUGAUGAAGGUUUCUGGUAACUUGCUGUUGGGGGGUUGGAAAAGCCUUCAGUUUUUAAGUAGCAAAAUGAGGGCAAGGCCUGAGAAAGGAUUUGCGGUGGGAGCAGCUAUCCCAGGGAGCUCCUUGGGUUGUAAUAAAGGGGUAUCCAGAAGGUGGGGUGCAGAGCCCCGCACGCCCGGUGUCUCCCUGCCCGAGCGUGAGCCGGCUGUGGGGCUUCAGGAGGGCUGUACACUCCCGAGCUCGCUCUCCGAGUGGGGGAGUCUGAACAGGCCUGGAAUCCCACAUGCCUGAUCUCGCCGCCUGUCAGUGAAGGACUGCAGAGACCAAAAGAUGAGGGCGAAGGCUCAGCUGGGGCCCCGGAAGACGCUCGCUCCAGCAGCGGAGGCCUCGGGCGCCGCGGCGGGCGGGCGGGCGGCGGCUCUGCCUGCGGCUGGUGUUCUGAUGCCGACACUUCGGUGCUUCUUUCUGAAAAUGUCACGCAUUAGAAAACAGCGUUUCCCCUCUACGUGAAAGAUAAGUGAGUCAGAUCUCACUGGCCCCUUCUGUCAGAGUCUUCCCACGCUGCCGUCCGGCAGCGUGUCAACAGUCGCCCGCCCGCUCGCAGCCACGGCGGAGUGGCCGCCGGGCCUCCGCUGAUGUCAGCUAAUUGAGUUUUCCACGGAGGAAUGCCGCGGACUACAUUUUCCUGCUCUCGUGGUUUGAUGGUAUUUGGCCCUGGUAGACCGGUUUCAUUUGCACUAUUAAUCUUUAAAUAAGGAAGUUAUGCUUUUUAUUUUCUAAGUUUAUUACUAAACACAAAUUAAUCAGCACCAUUGAUUAUUGAAAUUCACCACUAGUAUUGCAGGGAUCGAUACUGUAAAAAGCAAAGCUCGCUCUUCAGAUCACCUGUCACGAGUGAGCGCCUCCUCGGAAGGCGAGCGCCAGCUGCCCUGGAGCCUCCGGUGUGACUUGGUCUGCAGCCUGCUGCUGCCGGCCCGCUGCCUGCCUGUUUUCCCCUCAGAAAAAGCCUCUCCCUUUGUUUACUUUCUGCGACAGCGUGUCAGCGACUGCGUGCUCUGGAGCAGCGACAGCGCGUCUGGCCACCUGUGUCUGCCCGGCCAGCGCCUGCAGCUGCGGGCUCUGAGCCCUCGCGGGCGGCCCUGGCCCUCUGGGACGCCGCGCGCAGCACCGCGCGGGCGUUCGUUUUCCACGCGUGCUGCAUUUGCAGGCCAGAUAGACGUGGGAAAUCCGCAGCUAUUGGGCGUGGUGAAACUGCAUUUCCCGUUGCGUCUGGCCUCGUCUUCCUCAGGGGCAUCGAGAGAUGCCGCGGGCGCGCCUUGCGGCCCAGAGGCCCUUGCCACGGUCCCGGGAGGCCCAUGCACGCACGUUCGUUUGCUUAGAUUGUAUUUUGACUCUUACAGCUGUGUAUUGUUUGUGUCCUAUCUUGUUUACCAAAACAAUCAUCAUAAAAAUAAAUAAGUAAAAAUAAAAAAUAAGUAAGAAUUAAAAGCUUUUUAAAGAAAUGAAGAGUGGGGGGUUUAAUGCCUUUGAUAGUGGGUCUCUAUUUUUUGUUGACCGUUGAGCCUCGGUGUUUCCCUACUGACCACACCUUCUCUGUCUGUCCCCGUCCCUCCUCUUUGCUAUCCCCAACUGGACGGGAACCGCAUGUCUCUCCAGGAGCUGGACGAGCUUUCCACGGCAGUGUGUCACGUAGGUGAAGUGAACACGGACUCGGUGCCACUCAAACUGGCUGAUGACCGCAUGGCGCUGGUCUCGGGCCUCAGCUCAGAUCCAGAAGCCGCGAUUGGCGUGACAAAACGGUCGCCCCCCAAAUGGGUGGAUGGAGUGGACGAAAUUCAGUACGAUGUUGGCCGGAUUAAGCAGAAGAUGAAGGAAUUAGCCAGUCUUCAUGACCAGCAUUUAAACAGACCCACCCUGGAUGACAGCAGUGAGCAGGAGCACGCCAUUGAGAUCACCACCCAAGAGAUCACUCAGGUGAGGAUGGACGCGGACCCCCGUGGGAGCGUGCAUCCCGGCGUGGCCCCCGGCAUGAAGACUCGAGAGGAAAGAUCCCAGCAUUUUUUUGACACAUCAGUACCACUGACGGACGAUGGCGACGAUAAUACUCUUUAUGACCGGGGCUUCACAGACGACCAGCUGGUCCUGCUGGAGCAGAACACGCUGCUGGUGGAAGAGCGGGAGCGCGAAAUUCGUCAGAUCGUGCAGUCCAUUUCCGACCUGAAUGAAAUAUUCAGGGACUUGGGAGCAGUGAUCGUGGAGCAGGGCACAGUCCUUGACAGAAUCGACUACAAUGUUGAGCAGUCCUGCAUCAAAACUGAAGAUGGCCUGAAGCAGCUUCACAAGGCAGAGCAGUACCAGAAGAAGAACCGGAAGAUGCUCGUGAUCUUAAUACUGUUUGUCCUCAUCGUCGUCCUCGUCGUCAUCCUCGUCGGCGUGAAGCACCGCUAGCGCGGGCGCAGGCCGGGGGGAGCGCCGAGGACCUGCCGGCCGCCCCGAGCUCCGGGCGGGCUGCGCGGGCGAGGACGUGGCUUCUCGGGCGAGGAGGCCGUCGAUGCCGGCUGCCGAGGUGUGUGCUCGUGUCGGAGGGGCAUCUUGACGUGACUUGGAAAUUUUUAAAGACCAUCUGGUGUACAAGAGACCUGGUACCAAAAAUGUAUGCUCAGAGGCAAAGCUGCCUCUCCAGCUUUCUCUCCGUGUUUUCCAGUGAAAACAGAGAAGUCCUCGAAGAAUUUAUAAUCCGUUCCCCAUUAACUUAAUUUAGCUUUUCCAUCACUGUUAAUGAUCAGAGUAACAAAGUGUGAAGAAUAAGGAGCCGUCAUUGAUGUUAAUUAACACUUAGAUGGGCCAGUGGAAACGGCUCCGUGAGCUUCAGUACUUCGGAGUGGAGUUUCCGCCUCUGUGAUUUGUGCACUUUCUCCUGUCAGCCAAAGGGGCUCCCAAGCAAAGCCACCCAAACUGAAAAGUUGGUGGUGGGAGCUACCGUCACUCAUGAAAGGGAGCCCGGCAGCGACCCGCCGCGCGGCCCCUGCUCGGCAUUACUAACACACUGACCGUCGAGCGGCCUGCCCCAGCCAGACCCAUUUAAUGAGCUGUGAAUGUACACAGAGGCCAUUCUGAAUGGGUCGCCCCAUUCAGGGUUAGUGAAUCCUGAAUUAUUAACCAAACAUCACUCCAUUAAGAGGAAAAUAUUCCACCGGUGGUUGGAUUUAUUGGCUCUUUCAUUGCCACUUAACGUGCCCAGAAAGCAGGCAUGUCCGGCCGCGGCUGGCACCCUGACCGGAAACCCCGCGUCUCUGUGAACCGGGUCCUGCAGUGGGGCGCUGAGGUCACGCUGAGGGUCAGCGUGCUGCCCGAGGGCGCCCGGGCUGGCGGCUCGUGGGGUGAUGGCGGUGACCUGGAAAACUCACUCACGUGUACCUGGCCUCGAGACAUCAGUGUAGUUCUGAUGAUUGCUGCAGUUUUCGAUGGCUUUGUCCCUAGUUUUCACCACCCUUAAGAAGUUUAAAAGGAGCGUGACCUCAUUAAAUAUGCUGCAUUUUACUUGGGUCAAUCACAUAAGACCUCUCCAGAACUGACUUUUAGGUGGUUUCCGAGAAUUUACACUCCAGGCCAGAGGUUGGGACUUCCAGCCCAACCGGGGCCGCCUUCCCUCCCCUGGGGCCAGGCCAGGGCCUGCAGUGCCCCAGUGCGGGAUUCCAGGUAGCUGGGGCGCCCCAGCGAACACGAGGGACACGCGGGAGUGAGCGCCAGUGGCCGCCCUGGCUGGGGGCUCGCGUGGGCUGGGGGGCCUGGGGCGUCCUUGCGUCCCAGCGGGUUUGGCCUCGUUGUGGGGUCCAAAGUGGGGCUCCUGCCUGUGGGGGCCGCCCUCCCUGGCGGCCCGUGCGCUGGUCAUGCUGGGUCCUUGUCCGGGCCUCUCACGCCUGGGGUCUCCCGCGGUGCUGAGGAGAGAGGCCCGUUGAGAAAGGGUCACAGCUUGUUCACAUUUAGUUUCAGGGAGGAGGGGCUGGGGUUGGUUUAGGGUGAAAUAAAGGGUCCAAUUAGGAGGGUUUCAAGGGUCCCGUGGGAUGGGGGGGCCCGUUCUGUGCAGCCCUCUGCUGCCGGGUCUGUGCCCCAAAUUGCAGGGUUUCUCUGAGUGCUAUUUUUCUCGAGCCUUCCUUUGGGGAGAGGCAGCCGCCCGGGGCGGUCGGAGAGAGCCGGCCGGUCACGUCCAGUGGCUCGGAGUGGCUCCCUGGACCUGCCAGCUGCCGUGCAGGGCUCCUCCUGGGGCCUGGGUGUCCUGGGUGGCUCUGACGAUGGGGCGGGGGAGAAAGGUGAAUGUUUCCUGUCAGACCCCCGAGGCUCCUGAUCUUUCUGGAGAUUGUAGCUGCAAUCUGCUGUCUCUGGCUUUAUUGAUGUAGGGUGGGGUGGGGGUGCUGGCUUCGCUGGCUGAGGCAGCGAGUGUCUCUAAUUUAACGGGUUUACUCUUUCCCCGCUAAUUGGGAGAAUUAUUUAUUUGUUUUGACACAAGUGCUUUCAGUGUUUUCCUCGCUAAUGGCUUCUAAAAGGGAAUAAAACCCUCCCAACCUCCUUGGUCAGAUAAGACUUUCUCUGGUGUGCCUGAAUAAAGCAAUCAGUGAAGCGCUUCUGCCCGCGGUGACGUUCCGUCCUCUUUUAUGACUAAUUGACUGUUGCUGGAAACUUUUUGUACAAUAAAGCGGCCGUGCCCAUGUGAAGGCCA